This is a messenger RNA of Drosophila rhopaloa, 2162 nucleotides long. RefSeq lists its product as uncharacterized. Lineage: Eukaryota; Metazoa; Arthropoda; Insecta; Diptera; Drosophilidae. The transcript has 2 exons. The record is from RefSeq and is a predicted model, not a curated record. Bases 636 to 2027 code for a protein of 463 amino acids.
GAUUAUGACCUCUUUCAGUAAUAUUUCGAGCAUUGCGGAUUUGGCAAAUCUCACAAAACUCCAGCAUUUAUCAGUGAAAACUCAUCCUGAGCAAUGCAAUGCAAUGGAGUAUUUACUAAGGUUGAUACCAAAAACUCGCAUAGCUUUUAUUACGCAUAGCAGUAAAUUGCUAAUCACAUUCUUGGAGAAAGGUGGCAUACUAAGAUUAAACUUUAGGAAUGAAAAUGAUGAAUAUGCUGAUGAUAUCAAUGCAAAUCUUAUGUCUGCACUGUGCCGGUUACCUAAUAUCCUUCAAUUGAUCGUACUCGGAAAUAUUGGCACAAGGGCGUGGCAAGUCCUACUUCAGGGCUUAGCCUCUAAAAAACCUCAAACUCUUGGCAAUAUAUUGUUUAGAAAAAAUACCCCGAUUACUUGUGAGGAAGCUGCUUCACUGGCAUCCAUUCGGUCCUUAAUGUCCAUAAAUUGUGAUUUUCACCAUUUGGAUCAGAUAAUCGAUGUGAAAAUUCAGCAUCUAAAUGGAUUAAUAGAGGCGGAAAAUCGAGUGGAUAGGAUCAAAACUGAUUUGUGCGAUGUUCGUAUGAUCCACGGAAAUAAUGCUGUGACACUGAUCCUCGACUUUAUAGCGAAAGAUAUUAAUGCCGACAAUUUUUCCGCCCCUGGUCAAUGUGAAUAACUUGAAGAAAAUUGUGGUUAUUGGAAAUCUUACAAACGGUUCCUUAACUACGCUCUUUGAAAGACUUGUCCCGGACAAAAUGCGGAAUCUAGAGGAAUUGGAUAUCGCUAUAGUUGAACCCGAAGAACUUCGAGUACUGACAAAAAUCAGCAGCUUAAAAUUUCUCACAUGCGGCUUUUUCUGUUCACAAAAUUGGGAACUUCUCGCGGAGUUAAAACAGCUUGAGUCACUUAAUAUUACUGUCCAUCCAAAGGGAUCUCUGACGAAUCUCUUUAAUAUACUUGCUGACCAAAAUAUACUUCGAAGUCUCAUUAUCCAGAGAACAGAGCUUACCUCCGAAGAAGUUGUUGCGGUUUCAGGCACAAAAUCUUUAAAGAUUUUGCAACUAGGACGACCCUAUGACAAAAAUAAGUACGAGGUUUUAGGAGAAGUGUUAAGUUAUCGCAUUUGCCAAAAGUGUCGUUCACCUAUUGGGUCACCUAUUGAAAUGGAUCAUAUGAGGAAAGUCAUUUUAAAAAUUUGUUGUGUUACGAAUGAGGCUGACAUGGUUUCUUCAAGCUACUUCGACGUUGAUCUAUCUUCUCAACCGGACAAUUUGGAACUCUUAGCCCAUUUGCCACAGUUAACGGAAUUGGGCAUUCAUUUUUUGUUUAAAGCCCGUUGCAUAGAAGGCCUAAUAAACGCCUUAGCUUUGCGAUCUUAUCAAACGUUGUGCAAGUUCUCAUUGACUCUGAGUGCAAUGUUCGUCGAAGACCAAUUUGUGAAGAGUAUUGCAAAGAUUGCUCUACUCCAAAAUCUGUCUGAAUUACAUAUUGAAAACAACGAAGGAUUCUCCUUGACGGAACUUUUCGAUUUACUCAAAACUUCAGCGCAACUUCGUAGCUUAAUUUUGGAAAAAACACAUAUAAACUUCGAGGAAACCUUGGCCAUUGGCAACAUUAAACGGCUACAAAAACUAGUAGUGGGAUUUUCAAAUGAUGCUAGUUUUGAAGUUUUAGGCCAAAUAUCUGAUCUGGAAUAUUUGGAAAUUAUUUCCGUUCACAAUAAAAUCGAACAUAAAAUGAGGCCAAUUAUUAAGUCAUGCAAAAAGCUAAGAUCGAUUCUUCUUAAUCAUUUGUUGACCAAUGAAUUUACUAACUCAAUUUUGGACAUUACAAAAUCGGAAAGAGAUCCCAACAUUCAACCUCCGCUGAAGCUAUGUUGUCCAGGUGACAAUUCACUUAUUCCUGAACGGUUGAAUGGAUGUGAUGCAACCUUCUUGGAUAUUGAGCAGCCCCCUGAAGAAAGUUGGCGAAAAAGUGACGAAUUGGAAUUGCAUGCCGUUCAAACACCAUUGUCAGCAUCUUGGUGGUAGAUUUUUUUGUACAGUUAUUCAGUCUUUUCUCUUUAAAUUUAUUUUAUUUAGUAAAGCACUAACUAUAUAUUUUCCAACAAUUGAUGAAAGACUGUCCCGAGAUAAAUUCCGCAUUUCAUUGGUUUCUAACACAUC